ACCACCGAACGCCGGAUUGAGCCCGUGAGACACGCAACAGCUAAACUUGAUUGCUCGAAUAACUACAGAGUAUUCCGUGUCGUACGGAAUAGUUCCCGAUGGACAAUUCAGUUCGUGUAACCGUCGGUGAUCGGGGCCCGUAGCGUCCGGUACUUAUCGGUCGGGCAGAGAGGUCACGUAUAAAUAGACACUAUGUGCGUACCUCGACCUAUAUAUAACUGUUUCUAGGGUACAUGCUCAGUGGACCAUCAAUCUCUACUACUUAUAAAGAGUAUGGCUCAAAUCAGACGACUUCCCCCGUCCCUAACGACAAAAACUACUCUGUUCUCCACGCUUGCUGUCUUCGGCAUUGGCGUAUAUUGCGCUCGAUCCUAUCUCCUUCCCCAGGCUCACGCGGAAUCGGACGAGUCGCCCGUUAUGUUCUCCGGGUUCGGGUUUACGACUCUGCGCGUGCAGAGUGUCAAGGCUGUGAAUCAUAAUACGAAGCGGCUUGUGUUUGAGUUUCCAGACAAGAAUGCCAGGAGUGGGUUGUCGUUGACUUCGGCACUACUUACCCUCUCCCGACCAACUGGCCGGUGGCUACCCGUUAUCAGACCAUACACCCCAAUCGGUGAUCUGAACCAACAAGGUUCCCUGGAACUAAUGGUAAAACAAUACCCCAACGGGAAAGCAAGCACACACAUCCACUCCCUUGUCCCCGGGGACACUCUCACCUUCCUCACAGCCCUCAAGGGUUUCUCCUGGGUUCCGAACCAAUACCCCCAGAUCUACGCUAUAGCCGGCGGAGCCGGCAUAACCCCCAUCUACCAGCUUAUCCGGGGGAUUUUGGAUAACCCGAAUGAUAAGACAAAGAUCAAGCUCGUGUUCGGGGUGAAUAGCGAGCAGGAUUUGCUGCUCAGGGAGGAACUGGAAGAGUAUAAGAAGCGGUUUCCUGAACGGUUUGAGUAUGUUUACACGGUUAGUCGGUUGGAUGGGGAGAAGGAGGGAUUGAGGAAGGGAUAUGUGACCGAGGAGCUUUUGAAGGGGGUUGUUGGUGGGAAGGGAGAGGGUGCGAAGGUGUUUGUUUGUGGGCCGCCUGCCAUGGAGGAGUCGUUGGUUGGGAAGAGCGGGAUUUUGAGUAGACUCGGGUUUGAGAAGGGACAGGUAUAUAAGUUUUAGCCUUUCCCCUCCAUCCUUCUUUACUUUUGUUAUUUUUCCUCGGGGAUACCUGUUUGCAUAGAAUGGUCGUUUGGUGUUUGGGUUUAUGGUAGUCUGUA
Messenger RNA from Aspergillus pseudonomiae, 1256 nucleotides. RefSeq names its product cytochrome b5 reductase family protein. The record is from RefSeq and is a predicted model, not a curated record. The coding region runs from base 274 to 1158 and encodes 294 amino acids. Gene Ontology annotation, molecular function: cytochrome-b5 reductase activity, acting on NAD(P)H. Gene Ontology annotation, biological process: ergosterol biosynthetic process. NCBI's taxonomy places the organism in Eukaryota, Fungi, Ascomycota, Eurotiomycetes, Eurotiales, Aspergillaceae. The transcript has 3 exons.